GUUUUGUUGGGUUGAAUAAUGUAAAAGCUAAUGACUAUGUUAAUGUAAUAAUACAAGCAUUAGCACAUAUUCCCCCACUUAGAGAUUACUUUAUGUUGCAAAACUUUGAAAAUAAAUCUCAAUUAGUUCAAAGAUUUAGUACACUUGUUAAAAAAAUAUGGAAUCCAAGAGCAUUUAAAGGACAAGUUAGUCCUCAUGAACUAUUACAAGAAAUAUCAAAUGCAAGUAAUAAACGAUUCAAACUUGCAGAACAAACAGAUCCUCUUGAUUUUCUAUCUUGGUUUCUUAAUACAUUACAUAAAGACUUAUGUGGUACCAAGAAAUCAGAUUCAAGUAUAAUAUAUAAAAUCUUUCAAGGAGAAGUAAAGGUAGAAUCUCAAUUCAUAAUUACAAAAGAUAAUACUGAUGAAAAGAAUCGUCAAUUGUUUGAUGUUGAUAGAGAUUUACCACCACCACCUUUAUUUCAGGAUGAAGUCGAGAAAAAUAUCAUUCCUCAAGUUGCAUUAUCAACAGUGCUUCAAAAAUAUGACGGUAGAACAACUCUGGAAUCAGCAGGUGCUUUAAAAAGAUUUCAAUUGAUUAGUUUGCCUAAUUACUUAAUUUUCCAUAUUAAACGUUUCACAAAAAAUAAUUGGGAUCUUGAGAAAAAUCCCACAAUUGUAAACUUCCCUAUUAAAAACAUUGAUAUGAAAGAUUUUCUUGAAAAUCCAGAAUCAGAAAUGUUAGACACACAUUAUGAUUUAAUAGCAAAUAUAUGCCAUGAAGGCAAAGCAGGUAAAAGUAAUGGGAUUUAUAAAGUACAUGUUCAACAUCGUGGUAAAGAACAAUGGUAUCAAAUUCAAGAUUUGAUUGUGGAAGAGAUUAAUGCACAAAUGAUCUUUUUAUCUGAAAGUUAUAUUCAGGUUCGUCAUUUAACUUUUUGGAGGAAUGGUUUUAGCGUUGAAGAUGGUCCUUUAAUGGCUUAUGAUGAUCCAGAAAAUCAAGAAUUUUUGAAAGCUAUUAGAAGCGGUCAAAAUCAACCAGUCGAUGUACGAGUUUCACGUAGAUUAGAUGAAGAUUACAAACCACCACCAAAGAAACCUACCAGACCAUUUUCUGGAUCUGGACAAAGACUUGGCAGUAUAACACCAGUUGUUGUUUCCAGUCAAAAAUUUGAAGUUGACGAGUCACUGCCAAUCACAUCACUCCAAAUACGUUUAGCGGAUGGAACAAGAAUGCUUGCUAGGUUUAAUCACACACAUACUGUUAAUGAUAUUCGAAAUUUUAUUAAUGCCUCACGAGUUGGAGAAGCACAACGAAAUUAUUUAUUACAAACAUCAUUUCCAGUAAAUGAUUUAAAUGACGGAUCACAAACUUUAGAAGAAGCAUCUCUUCUUAACUCUGUGGUUAUUCAGCGAUACACUUAG
Molecule: messenger RNA, 1406 nt
Organism: Entrophospora sp. SA101
Lineage: Eukaryota; Fungi; Glomeromycota; Glomeromycetes; Entrophosporales; Entrophosporaceae
Source: the annotation of a GenBank genome assembly